AUGAAUCUAAUUCAGAUGUAUAACAUGUUCUUACGUCAAGGCGUGGAUGAAAUUAGUAGUGCCGAUUCCUUGCAAUUUGACAUCGGGACAAUUAAAAUUGCAACGGACAACUUUUCUGAUACAAACGAGCUUGGAAAAGGUGGAUUUGGUAUUGUUUACAAGGGUGAGCUUCCAAAUAGACAAGAAAUAGCUGUGGAGCGGUUGUCCAAGACUUCUCAACAAGGAGAUCUAGAAUUUAAGGAUGAGGUCAAGUUAGUGGCUACUCUUCAACAUAGGAAUUUGGUAAGGCUCCUAGGAUUUUGUUUGGAAGGAAAGGAAAGACUUCUAAUUUAUGAGUUUGUACCUAAUGCAAGCGUUGAAAAGUUCAUAUUUGGUAUGUUUGUCGUUCCUCUCAAAUCCCAAAUUCUAUUUAUAGUAAUUACAUCUUAA
This is a messenger RNA of Carya illinoinensis, 429 nucleotides long. RefSeq names its product putative receptor-like protein kinase At4g00960. Gene Ontology annotation, biological process: protein phosphorylation. Gene Ontology annotation, molecular function: ATP binding; protein kinase activity. The record is from RefSeq and is a predicted model, not a curated record. Lineage: Eukaryota; Viridiplantae; Streptophyta; Magnoliopsida; Fagales; Juglandaceae. The transcript is spliced from 2 exons. Bases 1 to 429 code for a protein of 142 amino acids.